Lepisosteus oculatus (spotted gar) is the source of this 1244-nucleotide messenger RNA. NCBI's taxonomy places the organism in Eukaryota, Metazoa, Chordata, Actinopteri, Semionotiformes, Lepisosteidae. The record is from RefSeq and is a predicted model, not a curated record.
AGUAGCUAUGCUCAUGCUACUGCUCCUCACAGUGAACUAUUACAAUGGCGGCUGCAAGGAAAGAAGGAAAGCGGUUGUUUUGGACUCUGCAAAUGGAGGAGAGGCUCGUCGACCUUUGGAGCCAGCACAGAUGCCUGUUCGAUGUUUCGUGCUUGUCGUACCGCGACAGAGUGGAAAAAGAAAGAAGAUGGGUCGAGAUUGCGGCUGAACUCAACAUACCCGCCGAAGAGGUGAAAAUAAGGACUGGGUCUCUACGAACCCAGUACUCCAGACUGCUCAGGCCAAAGCCUAUCGGAAGCAGUGGGAAACCACUUACAGCGAAGCAGCGCUGGCUCUUGGACAACAUGGAGUUCCUGAGAAAACAUGUUGUCCCGCGGUUUAGCAAGAGUAGUUUGAGCCUUCAUCCCGAGCAGGAGGAGCAACUGGACCUGGAGCCUGUGGACAGCAGUGACGACGGCGUCUCGGAUGCGUCAGACUGGGCCCCAGGAGACUCACAGCAGUCCGACAACUCUCUCGUCUCGGCAGGGUCCUCCGAUUCGCCGCCUCCCGACUCGCAACUGUCACCCGGGGGAGGGCAAAGUCCUUCCCCAGUGGUGUCUGAUGUAGGCAGAGUCAUCAACAAAAAGGCACCAAAAAGGAAGGCUUCUGAUGAUGACAGGGAGCUGCAAAAGCUUACGAUCCUGAAGGAGAUGUCGGCCGCUGUGCUGGCUGGACUAAACCAGCCUCGCGACUCUGAGGCAUUGUUUGCGCAGCAAAUUGCUGCUGAAGUCCGGCAGAUCCGAAGCCCUAUUUUGAGAAUGAGGGCCAAGAAAACAAUAAUGACCCUCGUAUAUGAAUUUCAAGAGCAAGACCAGAGGGAAGCACAGGUCCCCAGACACACAGACGGAUUCUCAGAGUACCACGCCAGCUUUCGGAUACCACCAGCGCCAGCACCUGGCCCGGCCCAUGGACGAUACUUCCACCCACGGCCUCCUCCAGCCUACACAGAAAUGCUACACAGCAGUGAGCCAGAUGUGUACUUGAAAGGUGAGAAGAAGCUGAGAAAAGCAGGAUCAAGGGAAUACAGAAGAAUAACCGAUUCUGAAGAUGAAAGAGAGUUUACCACUAAUUCUGGACAAGAGUUGGUGCAAUCAACCAAGGAAAAAGCAACUCCUAGCCCCUAUCAAAAUAAAUUAGGUAAAGCUCAAGAAACUGGAAGACAAACAACAGAUGAUGAACAAGAACCAGCUGUUUCAGAAGAAUAG